AUGCUGCCGUGGAAGAGGCACAAGUUCGAGCUGCUGGCCCCCCCCGCCAACGCCAGCGCGGCCGCGGCCGAGGAGGAGGAGGCGGCGGCGGGAGCGGCGGCGGAGGAGCGCGGGGCGCCGCAGGGCCAGGGAGGCGCGGGGCCGGCGGCGGCGUCGUCGGAGGGGGCGCUGCUGCGGCGGGUGGUGGGCCAGCUCUUCGGGGGCGGCGGCGGCGGGGGGGGCGGCGGGGGGCGUCGGCGGCGGCAGAAGUUCCGCGUGAGCCGGGAGGCGCCGAGCUACACGGUGCUGUACCUGGGCAACGCCACCACGCUGCAGGCCAAGGGCGAGGGCUGCACCGACGCCGCCGUGGGCCGCAUCUGGGCCAAGAGCGAGGCGGGCCGCCUGGGCGCCAAGAUGAAGCUCACCAUCGGGCCGCAGGGCCUGCGCCUCGCCCCCGCCGCCGCCCCGGAGCCCCGCGCGGGGGGCGCCUCCUCGUCGUCGUCGACGGCCGGGCCGGGCGGCCACCUCUACCUGCUGCACCGCGUCACCUACUGCGUGGCCGACCCGCGCCUGCCGCGCCUCUUCGCCUGGGUCUACCGGCACGAGGUGAAGCACAAGGCCGUGCUGCUGCGCUGCCACGCCGUGCUCGUCUCCAAGGCCGCCAAGGCCCGCGCCAUGGCCCUGCUCCUCUACCAGACCUCCGCCGCCGCCCUCGCCGACUUCCGACGCCUCAAGCGCCGCGCCGACGCCCGCCGCCAGCAGCUCCUGCACGCCGGCCCCGACGCCCUGCCGCCCCCCGCGCCCCUCCGCCGCCUGCUCCUCCUCCGCGGCAGCGCCGCCAACGCCGCCGCCGCCUACAAGCCGCCCGUCGAGCGCAGCCGCAGCGCCCCCCGCCUCGGCGCCAUCACCGAGGACGCCCGCGGAGAGCAGCUCGAGGAGGAGCGCGCCCGGCGCCACCACCGGGAAGACCGCGACGACGACGACGCGCUCCUGCUCCCCCCCCUCGACGGCGCGCCCGCCCUGGGCGCCCUCAUCGGCGGCCUCGACCAGCUGGCCAUCGGCAACGACCCGGCCCUCCUCCGCGCAGACCUCCGCGUCACCCGCCUCCUCUCCGGCGAGAGCACGGGCAGCGAGUCCUCCAUCGAGAGCAACGGGCCCCCCGACGCCGCCUCCCGCCACAGCCCCGAGCCAGACACCGGCUGA
Messenger RNA from Heteronotia binoei (common prickly gecko), 1182 nucleotides. It is a transcript of the gene FAM43A, whose product is annotated as family with sequence similarity 43 member A. Bases 1 to 1182 code for a protein of 393 amino acids. The record is from RefSeq and is a predicted model, not a curated record. The transcript has a single exon. NCBI's taxonomy places the organism in Eukaryota, Metazoa, Chordata, Lepidosauria, Squamata, Gekkonidae.